CCGCAUAAAUAGGCCUCUACGCAGGGCCCAAUGCAUUAACUUGUACCAAUAUUUCACCACUCUGUGUCGAAUUAACCCGUUCAUGUUUCCCUUUGCAAGCUUAUGACUAUGCAUGUCUUGAAUAUUGUGUGAAGAUCGCUUGCUUCUUACUCUAACUGCACUGGUUUUCAAGAGAAUCUAUCUCCUGCAGGUUGUGACGACAUCGUCUGGGACCCACAAAAGUUGGGGCGCGAGACAGGCUGGGAUCAACAUCUGUCGAGAUUUCAAAAUGAGCAGCCGACCACAGCAUCAGUUAUUAGAGAUGGAGGGCAGAGAGCGACUAGCAACUGUUUCCGGCGGCGUGCCAUUUCACAGAGAGGACCGCUACAUCGGCAAGAGCUUGAUGCACGAAAGGUCGGACUCGGGGUUUAAUUCAGCGGCGUCCCUGGCAAUCCCCGAUGAACCGGGUAGCGAGGAGCUCCGAUGGGGGUCGUCCCACCUCUAUCGCGGUGGAAUGACCCAACAGAAGCACAGUGCUCGUGGAGUGGAUGGCACCGUGCAGCGAAGGUACACAGUGGGCGCGGAGAGUGGGUCACAAGAGCUUCUACGAACUCGUAGAUAUCCUAAGGGUCAGCAGGUUACAAAUGUGAGGACUGAAAGACACACUCGAGACCGACUGUCAGUCGUCCCGGACCGGCUGUCACGCCAUGAAAACAAUGACAUCAAUUUUGGGCACGAUAGAAUGCAUGGACAGGGAGCGGUUUCAGGAUUCAAGUAUUCUUCGUCGCUAGCUGACAAACCAGGAAGAGAUUGCCCAAGAGGAGGUUCUUCCUAUUUUCUCCGAGACCUUCAGGAUACCUGUUCAGGUAGUGCCUUUAUCAGCAAUCCUGAUUUAGGCCAUGGAGCCGAUGAUGACGGCCAUCGGUGCACGGUAUGGAGGGAGGCUGAGACGCGACAACCUCUUACUGGACGUGCUAUCGCGACCAUCUCUAGCUCUGAGGUUUGCAACAGGCCGUCUUCAACUAUCUGGAUGCCUGAUCGAAAACCCCGAUUACACGAAGAGGAAAGCAGACAACGCUCCUGCACUUCAACCCCAAAUUUAUUGAUCCCCGACUCGAUAAGAUUGGAGACCGAGGCCGAGGUUGCUAAACAUGGCCAGGAAGGCUCGCUCUUUUUAACAAAGAGCGCAUGGGGCAUUAGCUCGUACACCCAUGGAGGAUACUGGACAGGCAGUAAUUAUAUUACGAACGACAAAGCUCUCCGAAUUAACAGCAUGGGUACAUCCCUGCCCAGUGCAACAAGCUCACGCGGUGCCAUCUCCCUCCAGGACUGGGAAGAGCACGGGAGAGUACACAACGAUAUCUCCCAGCAGAAUUUCUCAUCAGCAGUUCCAGCGAAUCCAGUCAGGGUAGAGGGUUCAAACGGCGGUACACUGGCUGUGCAGGGAGGGCCAUCUUCUACACCUCUUGAUGUGAUUUUCAUCCGGAGAAUCCUAAGCGUUGCAAGCCACUGCAUCCCUUCACCGGUAUCGAUGAGGUCUAAUAGGGACUUCGACAUGCAAUACUCAGCUGAGAUCACUGAUGAUGCCUACCAACCACCUCAUGUGGAGGAAAAGAGGAAUCCACCAUCGCCAGAACUCGAGCCGUGCUCUGCUCACAUCGAAGUACCGUCAGAUUCCCGGGAUCUCAACCAGUAUGCCAAUUUUGAGAAGAAAGCGUAUCUGGAGGCCUUUGAUAUGAUGCGUAAAUGCGCAAUGAAUCUUUGUAUUGACAUAGUCGGGCGCGUCUUUCAGAUAUCCAACUUUGCUGGGGCUAUGCUAGACAGGCGAGGUGGGUACCUAUCCAUUGAUGAUCUGGAUGUCCAUCUGUAUGUUCCGUUUGGUGCCGUACCCGAUGGACCACCACAGCUGGUCUACAUCUUUGUGGAAGGUAACAUGAUCAAAGAUAAGGACCAACUCACUCCGUGCAUUCACUGUGGCCCCUCUGCUCUGCGCUUCCGCAAAGAUGUUUUUCUGACCUUCCCUCACUGCGCACAGGAUGCAACCAACCAUCUUUUCACCCUCACCAAAUCAAUGUCGGGGCGUGACAUUUGGAAAAUCCGCGAUGGCGUGGAUGGAUUGGUGUUGGUGAAGAGUCAUUCCAUCACCGUGACGAUGGAUCAUUUCUGUGGUUAUGUGGCAUGUGCUCUUGUCUCGGCCAAGUCCAUGUUGGCUUGCGUGUUUAUCAACGAGGACAUCACGGCAGGAAAAGCUGCUAUUCGACUCCGGAUCAUCAACAACACCAAAUCUGACCUGAGAGAAGUCGAGUUGAGUGAGAAAAAGCAUGACUUCUACCUUGCUGACAUGGAGGAGCAAAUUUGGGUGGAGCGAGAUGGAGGAGAUGUGAUCGCAACCUUGACGUCUGAAUCAGAAUGUUGGGAAAUCACCAAACCCGCAUGUGGCACCCACACGUUCAAAAACUGGUUUUUGUGGCGACCCAGUACUUCAGACCGUGUUUCGGCUUACCCGUCCAAACUGUUUUUCGCCAGCCGUAAUUCCUCUGUGAAGACACCCUUCAGAGCGUGUAUGACAGUCAAAGGCCACGUCGAAGUGGAAUUCCUUGUGAAGAGUCCUACUAAGGUACGUGUACAUGACUUGGCGUCUACCAAAAAGCUAGUUCAGGUAAUGAUGGACAAACUCCCUAUUCACAGAGACGAUUCGAUCACCUUCGAGCAUUUUUUACCUGAAGAUAUUUACCAGGACCUCUGCGAUGUGCUGGACUUGGAGAUGCCCAUUCCCGUCGAUUGGCGCCGCCUCCCUGAAAACCUGCCGGGACUGAGUGACCAAGGAUGCGGAUUGAUAAGGAGAAUUGAGAGUAGGGCUCGGCUUGAACGCCGCAGUCCAUGCGGGCUCGUUCUGGACGCCUUCUUUGCAGAAUCGAUGACGACUGGCAGAGGAAAGGCUGAAUCCUUGCGGGAUCUCAGACGGGCCCUCCACGAACUGAACCGUAGAGAUGUACAGUUCGCCAUCAAGGCUAUCGAUGUUCAGUUGAUGAGGUGUGGGGCGUACGUCGUCGCUGCCAGUCCUAGCCCAAACCAUGACAUCAACAACAAUGCCGAAAAUGACAGCAGUGUCUUGAUGGGAAGGAGCACAGGAGAAGGGCAGGGAGGAAGGGAAACUACAGGACAGUUGGGGACAAGAAUGAGUGAUUCUUUGCAAAGAUCUCCUGUGUAUGCUAGGCAACUAGGUGAAGACACAGCCACGGUGUCGAAACCGUGCUUUACCCAAAAAGAUAGCGCCUAUUCCAGUUUGGCCACUGCGUACUCUGACGAACAACUACAUUUAUCGGAAGUACGACCACAGUCUCACUGACACCCCCCAGGUAUUUUCAUGAUUAAGAUUUUACACGAAUGCCAAGGUUCUGAAUCAUUGAUUUCAACACGAAUUAAAAUGCACAACCAGAGAUGUGUUUAAUUAUUUAAAAGAUCAUGCGAUUUAAUCCUGAAAGAGCCGGGUUAUUUUGAUCCAGCUUACAGCCGAGGGGCGCCCCCAGAAUUUGUCUAUGCCUUUUGAAAUUCGGUAAAGACACUUCCUAUAUAUCAUUACAAAUUUGAAGUUCAAGGCUACAUGCGUGGCAGCCCGUGCAUUGGGCACAGUAGUGGAAAAGUAUACAUUUUUGGCUAAAACAUCUCGGGAAAAUGCGCCCUGCGCAAGAACGGUACAAUUGUUUUUCGCAACAUUGGUGUCAAAGUGAUCACAGAGAGUUUUAUGAAAACUCCCAAAGGCUCAAGUCCUUAAACAAAAAGGCACGGCAGUAAUAUCGAAAAAACAAACAAACAAAAACAAACAGACGUGCCGGGGGCGGCUAUUUCAGGGUUACAGUCAACCUCCGGUUGAACACUCUUUACAAGGACUUAAAUAGUCCACUGAAGUUGAUUUAGUCCUUUUGGGGCAUUCAAAUUUACCGGAGCUUCCAUUUACGUAAGAUGGAUCAUUGGGAUUUGUCAAGCAGAUGUUUUACAUAAAGGAAGCAAGGAGAUACAAGAGAUUUUGUACUGUAGAAUUAACUGAUUUUUAUGGGCGUGGGGUCUGUCCUUGUUACAGUUUGCAUACAAAAGCUACAUUAUUGUAGCUCGCCGAUGUUGUACAGGAAUUAUAAUCAGCUGUAUAAAGACCAUAAACGCUAGCUAGAUGUAAGAAAUCCAAAAUGGUAAUACAAGGGAAAUUAAUGAGGAAUAGAACAAAAUAUUGGAACAAAAUUGCUAAAAUGUAUUUUUGAAGUUACACAGUUUGAAUUAUUGAGGUUUUUCAAGUGACGUAACACUACGGGCGAAGGAAGCGUGCCAUGUCUGUAGAGGCACGUGCAGUUUCGAAUCUGUGUAUUUCAUUUGGCAGUUUCAUGUACACCAGCAUGUUGAGAUACUUCGAAGGCGCGCACAUUUCUGCACACACAUUUGUAAAUUGAACUCUGACCCUCCAAAUCACGUGACUGAGAAUUCUCUAUAGACUACAUUAUCUUUAUGCAAUUCUUAAUUAAUUUGUUGUAUCAUAUCUUUGAAGAUUUUGUAGGUUGUUGCCGUUCCGAUAAUUUCGUGUUUUAAAUCUUAAGCUUUAAAGAAAAUAAUCCAUUUUAGCCUUUUGAUUAGGAUUUGUCCAUGCAAUUGCUGCACAGCGCAUGCAUUGGCUUUAUUAAUCUGUUGUAUGGCAGGCCUACUUGGUUUUUUGGGUUGUUCAAAAAGGCUUCUUUUUCUGAUUCUAGGAAUGUUGCUUUUCCCUACUGUUUAAUUUUUUUUGGCCAGGUUGCACUGGUGUUUUGCACAGGUUUAUUGCAUUGUUGCACUUCAGUCUACAUUUUUGAAAAUCUUAAUGUAACGCUUAGUUGGUUCUUGUAUUGUUUUGCGUCCCUAUUUGUUUUUUGUUUUGAAAUUAUUGAUGGCUCUUAUUUCGUUUGUAUGACAUCUAAAUGUCUAGGCUUACCCUGACGAAUUCGAAUGUAAACAGAGCCCAAAAAGGACGUAGUUGCAAUCCUUUACCCAAGAUAAAGACCUGCCAUAUAGCGCCAACCUAGACUAACUAGCUCUUCCUUUAUAUUAUACGUGUAUAGCCUGCUGUGCUUAAUGGAUUAGGAACAGCUAUUCGUAUAUACAGAACUGCAGAUGGUUUGAUUAUUUGAAACCUGUUUUAUAUCAAACCCCUCCCAAACCAAAGCAUAUAUUCAAACGGAAAUGAAAUAAUUUGAAAUACAAAGAUUUAAGUGUGAACAAAAGAGGAACAAUAGGGAGUCCACGAUUGAAGGCGUUUACACACUUGUGUGUGUGUGUUUUUUUUUGGGGGGGGGGGAGGUGAUUCAAUAGCCCAUCCUGCACCUCAAAAGUAGGGGGACAUAUGCCCCCAUCUCCCCGGGAUUUACACCCACGAUAUUGAGAUUUAUUCGAGGUUCCCAAUGGUUCUUUUUCAAACAUUCACAUUCUAAAUGAUUUCCCCUUAAAAUAGCAGUUGGAUGAUCUGAUCACUGUAUAACUUAAAGAACUCACUUAUUCAAGGAGCUCUAUUGACGACUCUUUUCAGGAAAAAAAAUCAAACUUCGGACACUGCAAACUUCUUUUUUUAUUAAACGAACUUUUUCUAUUAUGAUGA
Acanthaster planci (crown-of-thorns starfish) is the source of this 5593-nucleotide messenger RNA. RefSeq lists its product as uncharacterized. Gene Ontology annotation, cellular component: membrane. Gene Ontology annotation, biological process: netrin-activated signaling pathway. NCBI's taxonomy places the organism in Eukaryota, Metazoa, Echinodermata, Asteroidea, Valvatida, Acanthasteridae. The record is from RefSeq and is a predicted model, not a curated record. Gene Ontology annotation, molecular function: netrin receptor activity.